AUCGUUCUCAGUCUCUUUGUCGCAGUCAUUCUGGAUAAUCUUGAGUUGGAUGAAGACAUUAAGAAGCUCAAACAGUUAAAAAUGCGUGAAAUGAGUGCCGAAACACAACAGAAGCUCCCACUUCGACUUCGAAUUUUCGAGAAGUUCCCAAAUCGGCCCCAAAUGGUGAAAAUAACGCGCCUGGUCUCCGAUUUUCUACUCCCUAAAAUUCGUGACUCCUUCAUGCGUCAAUUUGCUGCUGUCUCCGCUCUAGAAGAGGUGGAGGAAGAGGCAGUUUCAGAAAUUCUAGCAGCGGCAACCACAAUAGCUUCCAUCUCAGCCUCCGCUGCGCUUAUUCCAAGUGCCUUUGGCACUGCUGGCUCUGGAGUUGUGGGUCAAAGUGGUGGAGGCCUGGCAGCGGGGAAAGCACAGCCCUACGCAGGACCAGGAGGAGGUGCCAGUGGUCAGAGUGGAAUAGUUGGUGGUGCCUCGGGAUCAGCCAGCUCUGGAGGCUGGCGAUCAAAAGCAGCGGAAACUGCUGCGGCCAUUUCAUUUUCGCGGGAAAUUAGACGUAAAGUACAUGGACUACAUGGAGAGGAGAAAGUCAGAGCUAUAGUAUAUCUUCUCAGUGAAUCAAACAAAACCAGGAUGCUCAGUAUUGAUCAAACUACAAACACUAAUGGUCGGUCUCUUCUCUCAACUCAGCACCAUAUUCGACUUGAAAGAAGGAGUUUGAGAAAUCGAUCAAGUGUUGCUUUAGGAACCGCCUUCCUUGGUCGUGAUGGAGCUCCAAUGGGAAUGAGUAUAAGCGGCGGAGUGGGUAGUGUUUCGGGUGGCGGUGGGGUGGGUUUAGGUGGAAUGAACGCAGCCUUCGGCUUGGGUAUAGAUUCAACGGGUGAUUCUCGCACCGGUUUGGACAAUACUGGUCACUAUGACAUUAAGGUGCUCCAACAGAAGGCCCAAAUGGCUGAAAUUAAAAGAACUCAACAAGAAGAAGAGCUGCGGGAAAACCAUCCCCUCUUUGAUAGACCUCUCUUUACCCUUGGGAGACAGAGCCGUCUUCGGCGAUUCUGUAGUCUUGUAGUAAGCGCUCGACAUAAGGCUUCAAGAUCCACGAGUGGUAAUGAUAAUAAUGGGAGCAGUAUUCAUAAAAUGAUGGGCUUCAUUACGUACCUAGAUUGGGUGAUGCUACUUAUUACAAUCGCUUCAUGUAUCUCAAUGUCCAUGGAGACUCCUCAUAAACGACUUAUGAACACACCAGAGCUUAAGAUUGGAGAAUACAUUUUCUUUGUCGGAAUGACUAUUGAACUUGGGCUGAAAGUUUUAGCCGAUGGGUUCAUUUUCACUCCAAAUGCUCUUUUGCGAGAUUUUGGUGGAUUUUUGGACAUUUUUACGUAUAUUGUGAGUCUGGUUUUUGUUAGUUACUUCAUGAGAGUUGAAAAGUUGGGUCCAGGAUCUGUGGGCCAUCUCUUUAUGGUACUUAGAUGUCUUCGACCCCUUCGUAUCUUCUGUAUUGUGCCCCAAAUGCGGCGUGUUGUCUACGAACUGGUCCGUGGUUUUCGUGAAAUUCUCAUGGUCACAGUGCUACUUGUAGUCUUCAUGUUCAUCUUUGCUGUUUAUGGAGUCCACAUGUUCGGCGGACGCUUGGCUAUAUGCAACGACCGCAGUAUUACUCGCAAGGAGGACUGUGUGGGUGUAUUCCGACGAGAGUUAUCUGUGUCAAGAAUGAAGAGUUUUAAAGGCGAUGCACCAAUGAUCUUGGUACCUCGUGUUUGGGCCAAUCCUCGUAACUUCAACUUUGACAACAUUGGAAAUGCUAUUUUGGCUCUUUUCGAAGUUCUCUCAUUGGAAGGUUGGGUGGAAAUCAGAGAUGUUAUAAAAGCACGAAUCGGACCUACCCAUGUCGUGUAUAUUCACCUGUUCGUCUUUGUUGGGUGUCUGAUCGGCUUAACACUAUUUGUUGGUGUCGUAAUAGCAAACUAUAGUGAAAAUAAAGGCACUGCUUUACUGACAGUAGAUCAGAGACGAUGGCUGGAUUUAAAAGGUCGAAUAAAACUGACACAACCAUUGCACAUUCCACCUCGCCCAAAACUUCGACCUGAGCCGGGCCAAGCCCAAAUUUCAACUGAAACGACAUUCCUCCGAUUCCGAUGUCUAAUCUACGACAUAACGCAACACAUAGCUUUCAAGAGGGCCUUUGCCAUUCUAGUUCUCUUAAACAGCGCCCUCCUAUACUGUCCCUUCAACGAAUAUGGUGGAGAGACUAAUCCAAAUAUCAAGACCCGGUACAAAGUGCAAGUUUCCUUAGCCAUGUUAUUUACCCUCUUUUUCUGUGUGGAAUGCGUCAUGAAGAUCAUCGCACUCACCUUCAAUGGCUACUGGCAAUCAAAACGAAAUCGAUUUGACAUGUUUAUUACCAUACUUGGUGUGGUUUGGGUCGUGCUUCACCUCGGUCUUCGGUCAACACAGGCACUUCCUGGAGGAAAUGAAAAAAUUCACCAAGGCCGCUUAACAAAAGGCACCGAACAAAUCGAACCAGAAGAAUGUGAAGAAAGGAAUUCAGAGUUCAUAGUUGCGUUGUCCAUCAGUAUGCACUCACUGCUUGCAAUGGAAAAUAGAAUUAUAAGCAACAACUUUGGAUGGAUAAUUCAAAUGCUACGUUUCUUCACAAUUGCGGGAAAAUAUGUAACCUUGAAAAUGCUUAUGCUUACAGUAACAAUGUCAAUCUACAAAUCACUUUUCAUUCUCACCAGCAUGGUUGUUCUAAUGCUGGUCUAUGGACUUCUGGGGGUUGUACUUUUCGGUUCUGUCAAGUAUGGUGACAACCUUGGUCGUCAUGCCAACUUCAAGAACGCUUUCCGAGCCAUCAUUCUCCUCACUCGUAUUGUUACAGGUGAGGAUUGGAAUAAGAUCAUGCAUGAUUGUAUGAUUCAACCGCCCUUCUGUGUGAUGAAGGAGACUUUCUGGGAAACGAACUGUGGCAAUGCUCAAGCUUCUUUGGCCUACUUCUGUUCUUUCUAUGUCAUUAUUACUUAUGUCAUGCUCAAUGUUCUAGUGGCUAUUAUUAUGGAGAACUUUUCCCUAUUCUACUCUAACGAUGAAGACGCUAUUAUGAGUUAUAGCGACAUUCGAAACUUCCAGCAGGCUUGGAAUAUAAUUGAUGUGAAUCGGAAGGGAAUGGUGAAGGCUUAUUACGUUCGUUUUCUUUUGCGCUUAAUCCCUCGAGAUCGGGUUGGAUUUGACCUGUCCAAGAAACGGGACAAACAGCUGUUCAAGGAGAUGUGCUAUGAGGUGGAAACAUUGCGUGGUGGUAGAGAUAAGGAAGUCAGCUUUCAUGAUGUUUUGAUGCAAGUGGUUCUUGCCUAUCGAACAGUAGACAUUACAAAGACGCUACAACUUGAAGAAUUGAUUGCUCGCGAGGACUUAGAAUAUGCUAUCGAGGAGGAAGUUGCAAGACAAACCAUUGCAACUUGGAUCGAGAGAUGCAUCUUCAGGAAACGCCAAAAACAUGGCCAUCUUCAUUUUUCCAUGCAUUCUGGACCCGACCGCCCCGCCAGUGGCCAAUCAUUUGAAGACACUACAAAAGAUUCUUCGAACACGAAUGCAAACAAAUCCUCACUGAAAACACGUCCAUCGAAGAUCAAAUUCAGUCGUGAAGAGUUCGCUACUCGAGCCGAUAGUGUUGAAAAUCCUCCUUCAGCCUCCUCAAAUAAUCAGAGUCCACCCGCAUCCCCAACUCAACAUAUUUUGUCCCCCGUGUCGACUACUAUUCGAGCAACUGAUAGUGCAGUCGCGAAAAUGGCUAGUUUUCAUGACAACUGCGAGUCUAGAGGUCAGCGUAGCAACGGACGUUUAGAUUCUAAGUCCUCUCAGAAAACUGAGACUCACCUUGCUGAUGGUCUCAUACCGAAUAGUAUUGGAAAUAAGUCCCAGUCUACCUCUCCUUCACCCUCUAGUCUGGCCUUUGUCGACUCCUGCGCGAAAUCUAAGCAGACGCCCACAAAUACAAAUCCAGUUGAAACAGAAACUCACAAGGGAAUUCGGCUUUCUGGCUCUGGGGGAACUUUCUUUAGGCGAAGAAGCAUGCGUUCUGCUAAGCAACAUACCCCCAUUCUUUCAGGGGUGGUUGAAGAUGCAGAUCAGAUCACAAGGCAUUCUUUAUUCUCUGGAGCGGGAAUGCCAGCUAUUCAGGAAGCCGGUACUGGGCAAGCAAAGAAUUCCUCUAUUGAGUUGAAUGAGCUUGGAGCUAUUCCAACUGGUCUUUCCAUUCCUUCGGGGGAUAAACAGUUUCUUGAAUCUGGAGCAAGUUCCGCAUCUGGUGAGCAAGGUGGAGAGAGCUUCGAAAAAUUUGGGAUGAGUGAUGCUUCUAGAGUCUCGCCAUAUCGUGAGAAAAGAGGACGCAUUUUCAGUGAUGAACCAACGGAUAUAACAGUCCCAUUGCCGAGUGUUGUGCAGACAUCUUGCCAAGAUGUGAAAUCUUGGUGGAUGCAGCAGAUUCAUCCAGACUGCUUAUCUACUGUCGGUGAUAGGCUAGAUAAACCACCGAGUGAAGGUUGGGAAGGAAGUAAGGAGUCCUUUGUACCAUCAGUUGCAGUUGCAAAUCGCCAGACUGAAAGACUUCGACGAAAUAGGAGAGGAGAGGGAGCAGAUAAAGACUCAGAAUCCAUGUCUUUUAGCAAUGGAAAGCGACGCUAUGUCAACGAGUCUAUAGCGUAG
This is a messenger RNA of Rodentolepis nana, 4695 nucleotides long. NCBI's taxonomy places the organism in Eukaryota, Metazoa, Platyhelminthes, Cestoda, Cyclophyllidea, Hymenolepididae. The record is from the annotation of a GenBank genome assembly.